AUGAGGAAGCUCUCUGAUAGGCUGAUUCUUGAACACCAUCCAAAUCAGUCAAUCGGUGAGCUUCCUACGCUGCCCACUCGCCUGAAAAUCCCUUUGAGAGGUUUGGAUCUUAUCAAAUCGAUCGGCUCUCCCAUUGAACAGUUGAUGUUCAGGUUAAAGGACAGAGUCAAACUGCUUUCCAGAGUAUGGAGUACCAUGUUUAGUCAAACUGCUUUCCAGAGUAUGGAGUACCAUGUUUGUGGGAAAAUUGCAAAAGUAAUUGUUAACAGACUGGAAGAUGUAUCAACAUCUAGACCACAAAUCGAAGUUCAGGUUCAAGUUGAGAAACAGGAAAAUGCUUUUGAUGACAGUUGGAUUGGAGCUACAUGCAGUGAUUCAGCUACUCAGCAGAUCAAGAUCGAGAAGCAGGAGGAUGAAUUUGGAGAAUGUGAAUUUGAAACUAGCAACGUCAAUGAUGAGUCAUCCACAAACAAUGGUUCAACUUCCAAUCAGAUGGCGAGAGUUAAGCAGGAGAAUGAUAGCAGCCAAGAACCAGCGCCAGAGUGCAGCACUGCAUGCUCUCCAACUGAUGAUGAUUUCAGCCAACAACAUUAUCUAAUCCCUGGCUAUAAUCUAAUAUUCAUCAAAGAGGAAGAAUAUGUUGAGAAAGAGGCAGAAGGAUGUUUGGUGGAGAGUGAACCGGAGAUGUGGCCUUCAAACUGCAGCACAUCUGAAACUGCCAAUGCAACAGAAGUGGGUGGACUGAAUGCACAUUCAAUCUCUCUAGUGGAAGAGUGCACUGAGCCAUCUGUGGCUGGCAAAAAGAUCAAGCUCUACAGCUGUGCUGACUGCAGCUAUAAAACUCCAUCGAUCACUCAUUGGAAGAGACACAUGACGAAACACACUGGGGAAAAGCCUUUCAGUUUUGAACAAGAGGCAGAAGGAAGUUCAAUGGAGGAUGAACCAGAGAUGUGGUCCUCAAACUGCAGCACAUCUGAAACUGCCAAUACAAAAGAAGUGGGUGGACUGAAUCAGCAUUCAAUCUCUCCAGUGGAAACGUACAUUGAGCCAACUGUGGCUGGCAAAAAGACCAAGCUCUAUAGCUGUGCUGACUGCAGCUAUAAAACCACAUGGAUCAGAAAUAUUAAGAGACACAACAUGAGAAAACACACUGGGGAAAAGCCUUUCAGUUGUGAGCUAUGUGACUUUAAAUGUUCUGAUUCGUAUGCUUUGAAGCAACAUAUCAGAACACAUACAGGAGAAACACCUUUCAGCUGCGAGUAUUGUGACUAUAGAUGUGCUCGUACAAGUGAUUUGAAGAAACAUAUAAGAACACAUACAGGAGAAACACCUUUCAGCUGCGAGUAUUGUGAUUAUAAAUGUGCUCUAUCUUGUAAUUUGAAGAGACAUAUCAGAAAACAUACAGGAGAAACACCUCUCAGCUGCGAGUAUUGUGACUAUAAAUGUGGUCAAUCUGGUACUUUGAAGAAACAUAUCAGAACACAUACAGGAGAAACACCUUUCAGCUGCGAGUAUUGUGACUAUAAAUGUGCUCAAUCUGGUACUUUGAAAGCACAUAUCAGAACACAUACUGGAGAAACACCUUUCAGCUGCGAGUAUUGUGACUAUAAAUGUGCUCUAUCUUUUACUUUGAAGAGACAUAUCAGAACACAUACAAGAGAAACACCUUUCAGCUGCGAGUUUUGUGAAUAUAAAUGUUCUCUAUCUUCCACUUUGAAGAGACAUAUCAGAACACAUACAAGAGAAACACCUUUCAGUUGCGAGUUUUGUGACUAUAAAUGUGCUCUAUCUUCUACUUUGAAGAUACAUAUCAGAACACAUACAAGAGAAACACCUUACAGCUGCGAGUUUUGUGAAUAUAAAUGUGCUCAAUCUUCUACUUUGAAGAGACAUAUAAGAACACAUAUAGGAGAAACAACUUCCAGCUGAAAGUUUGUGACUACAUGUAAUACUCAUUCAAAUUAUUAUUAUUAUUAUUCUUUUUUUUACUAUGUAGGGUGUAAAAAAUAAACGAGAUGAUAUUAGAUAAUAUCAUAGAGAAACAAUAGCAUAAGUAGAUAUCCCAUGGUAUAGGGAAUUUAUGUCGCAACUUUUACUGUUAUCUCAAGCUGAUAGUCCACAUAGUUCUUUCCUAUGAAGCUUU
This is a messenger RNA of Nilaparvata lugens (brown planthopper), 2143 nucleotides long. RefSeq names its product oocyte zinc finger protein XlCOF6-like. The transcript has 10 exons. The coding region runs from base 1 to 1929 and encodes 642 amino acids. The record is from RefSeq and is a predicted model, not a curated record. NCBI's taxonomy places the organism in Eukaryota, Metazoa, Arthropoda, Insecta, Hemiptera, Delphacidae. Gene Ontology annotation, cellular component: nucleus. Gene Ontology annotation, biological process: regulation of gene expression.